CUUAAACCCAUCCUCCUGAUCCACAACGCCCGUAACCAGCGCCGUUGUCAGCUCGACGCCUCGCCCGCCACUGCGCCGCAAUCUCGUUUCCUGUCAAAACAAUCCGCCUUGCGCUUCAGCGGGCAACAGCGACAACAUGGAUCCCUACGAUGUCGAAGGCGGCGCAAUCAACGUGCGCUUCCUCCAUGCUGACAAUACGCGCGCGAAAUUCCUAAUCCAGAAUUUCAACCUCGAGACGGCAAACUCGCUGCGACGGGUCAUGCUGGCCGAGAUCCCUACUAUUGCUAUCGAUGUCGUUGAAGUGCUCGACAACACCUCUUCACUUGCUGACGAGUUCGUCUGCCACCGCCUCGGCCUCAUCCCUCUUUCCGCUAAGGGCCUAGAUGAUAUCAUAUACUCGAGGGAUUGUGAGUGUGAGGGAUACUGCGAUCAGUGUUCGGUGACGUUGACGCUGAACGCGAAGUGCACCACGGACGGGGUAAUGAAAGUCUGCGCACGAGAUCUGGUAGUUUCGGCGGGCAGGCCAAAUGAGACGGUCGGCAAUCCUGUAAUCAUGGAUCCAGAGGGCCAGGGCAGCACAAUUGUGAAGUUGAGGAAGGGCCAGACUAUCCAUAUGCGCUGUAUUGCGAAGAAGGGUAUUGCGAAAGAACACGCAAAGUGGGCGCCCAGUGCUGCGAUUGGGUUCGAGUACGAUCCAAACAACAAGUUGAGGCAUCUGGACUACUGGUUCGAGGAGGAUGCAAAGAAGGAGUGGCCUGUUGACGAAGAGAACGCUAACAUUGACGGCGGACCCCAAGAAGACGAGCAAUUUGAUUACAACGCCGUCCCCACGCGCUUCUUCUACGAUGUGGAAACCGUCGGCGGCCUUGACCCAGAUCAGAUCGUUCUUCAAGGCAUCACAACGCUGCAGCGGAAACUCGCCGAAGUCAUUAGCAGCUUAACAGGUGGCGACCAAGGCGAUGGUGUUGACGGUUUCGGUGCACAGAGUCCGCAGAUGAAUGGUGCGGGCUUCGGUGGACAAGAUCCAGGAUAUACUACUCCAUAUGGCAAUGCCAGCGUUUGGGGUGGGACAGGCGGUGCUACUCCGUACGGUGCGACGCCAUAUGGUGGUGCCGGGAACGGGAAUCAGUGGUGAUCUUGACGCGAUCAUCAUCCACAGAUCUCCAUCUACUGAUCCUCACUCCCAUAGAUCCCAUGAGAAGCUCUCCCGUUACCAAAGCUACCCGCAGCAGCUGAGAUAAUAUCGACAUAACACGCUCAAAAAGCCCCUUUCUGGCUUUCCGCUUCUCCGGCUUACCCUAAGUUCAUUGAAAAAUGCUCCUGUAUUUGUAUUGCAUGGCCUGGAGUUCAAAAAGGCUUUGGCGUUGCACCAGGAUCUCUCGGCUUGGGAGAGUGUUUGUCCAUUGGAAGGCUCUUUUCCCAAGGCUCUCACUACAUUGGCACUCGCUCAUGGAUAUGAUAGACUACUAGGUUCGGGGAGGCUAGAAUCAUCCAAAAGCCUUUGUAGGAUUGAGCAGGAUUAGAACAUUACCAUUCCAUGAAUGCUUAACAUGCUAAUAAUCUGAGUCUGUCUCCAUGACCAUGGCUCUUCGUAACAGGU
Messenger RNA from Lindgomyces ingoldianus, 1600 nucleotides. Its product is annotated as insert subdomain of RNA polymerase alpha subunit. NCBI's taxonomy places the organism in Eukaryota, Fungi, Ascomycota, Dothideomycetes, Pleosporales, Lindgomycetaceae. The transcript has 3 exons. Gene Ontology annotation, molecular function: DNA-directed RNA polymerase activity; protein dimerization activity. The record is from RefSeq and is a predicted model, not a curated record. Gene Ontology annotation, cellular component: RNA polymerase II, core complex. Bases 137 to 1135 code for a protein of 332 amino acids. Gene Ontology annotation, biological process: DNA-templated transcription.